AAAAUCCUCCCGUAUGGAGCCCAGAAUAUAAUAUCUUCAUCAUAUAAUAGGCCCAGAAGAUAUAUAGCAACUUACACUACUCAUAUAACAAAUAUUCAACAAGCUUCACACAACCUACCUAGCGAACAUGGGUUCUAUCUCAGUUGACGCCGCAUCGCUAGCAACAAGGCUCGAGGGGUUGAUAGAUGAAGUCCAAAAGAACUCUGAAUCGCUGAAAGAGGAUGACCGCCAGAGGCUUUUUGAUGCAACCAAGAGGUUAAGUUGGGCCUUGGAGACUCCGGGUGACACUGUUUAUAGGGUUAUUCAUGGACACCUUCAACUAGCAAUGGCAUUUAUUGGAGUUGACACGAAACUCUUCGACAUCCUCUCUAAAACGGACGGCACUGCCACCAUUGCGGAACUUGCGGGAAAAACAAAAAUGGACCCUGCUUUGUUAAAACGGCUACUGCGAUUUUAUCAAGCCUUCGGAUUUAUCUCCCAACGAGGGGAUGAUGCUUACGGUGCCACCAAUAUAACAAGAGCCAUGACGACUCCAAUAGCCGAAUGUGCACCUCGCCAAUUCAUGGAAGUCUUUAUCCCCGCGUAUGGUGCCCUCCCACAGUUCUUGAAGGAGACAAACUACGCCGAUGUUACCGAUAACAAGUAUAUCCCAUGGAAUAUCGGUCGGAAUACGGACAAGAACUUUUGGCAAUGGAUGGAGGAGCACCCAGCACAGAUGGAUGGGUUUCUAACGAUGAUGCGGACCCACCGACUGGGUCUCAGUACUCCUUUUGAUGUAUUGGACUUCGAGCAGGAACUAGCUCAGGGCGCGACUGAUUCAACCCCCCUAUUUGUCGACAUUGGUGGAGCUAUGGGUCACCAAUGUGUUGCUCUCAAGAAGAGAUAUCCGGGUAUACCUGGCCGUAUCAUCCUUCAAGAGCAGGAGGAGGUUGUUGAACGAGUGAAAAAAAGCCCACUCCCGGGUUGGGACGGUAUGGAAGCACAGGCCCAGAGCAUGUGGGAACCACAAACUUUGAAAGGGGCUCGUGGGUACUACCUACGUAACAUUCUCCAUGAUUACCCAGACCAUAAAGCUAUCGAAAUUCUACGGAAUGUUAGAGUCGGCAUGACAUCAGAGUCCAAAGUAUUGAUCGAUGAAAUGGUAGUCCCAGAACGUGGAGCGUCCUGGCGAGUUGCUGGACACGACCUUAUUAUGCUUACGUGUUUCGCUGCCCGUGAGCGGACACAGGCCGAGUGGGCCUCCAUUCUCGAUCAAGCUGGGCUUAAGAUACUUAAGCUGUCCGAGUACGCUAAGGUGACCUGUGACUCUAUUAUCGUGGCUGUCUUGAAAUAAUUGAUUGCUUGGCGAUAUUGCUCAUUCGUUGGCCCGACGAACACAAAGCAGGGAUGUGGUAACUGGCGAGUCGACGUGCCUUCGAUGGAAUUUUCUAUUCUUGGAGUUUGGAUUCCCCUCUCAAACGAUACCCAGUUAGUUAUUCGAUAUCAACUAUCGAAGUUAGCCAUGUCAUUGCCAUUGUCAACAAAGAUAUACCUUGAAAUCCUUGUAAAUUUCCGCGAAGCGCAUUCGGAUAUUCCAUAUCCUUAGUAUGGUAUUGAAUGGGCCUUUCAUUAAGAUUUUAUGGCUACCUACCUCGUAGCAGGUAGAUACCUAGAUAAAAAUAUGUCUAACUAAAAUAUAGACUACCUAGGUAGUUUCUUUCAAAGAACUCCCAUUACUCCCUUCUAUAG
Messenger RNA from Hypoxylon trugodes, 1728 nucleotides. Its product is annotated as S-adenosyl-L-methionine-dependent methyltransferase. NCBI's taxonomy places the organism in Eukaryota, Fungi, Ascomycota, Sordariomycetes, Xylariales, Hypoxylaceae. Bases 128 to 1333 code for a protein of 401 amino acids. The transcript has 6 exons. The record is from RefSeq and is a predicted model, not a curated record. Gene Ontology annotation, molecular function: O-methyltransferase activity.